Molecule: messenger RNA, 3198 nt
Organism: Dujonia railenensis
Lineage: Eukaryota; Fungi; Ascomycota; Pichiomycetes; Serinales; Debaryomycetaceae
Source: the annotation of a GenBank genome assembly
AUGUCUAAUUUUGUAGAGGAAGCUUCCUUUGAGGUUAGUUAUGCACCAACGCAUAUAAAGAAGUGGAGAUCUUCAAAAACUGGGCUCAGUAUAACCUAUAUAAACCAACCCUCUCCUGUGGUAAAUGGAUAUUUCGCAGUCGCUACUGAAUGUGUGGAUGACUCUGGAUGUCCGCACACUUUAGAGCAUUUGGUGUUCAUGGGGAGUCAUAAGUAUCCAUAUAAGGGCUUGCUUGAUACUGUGGGAAAUAGGUUAUACCUGUCAACUAAUGCUUGGACCGCUGUUGACCAAACUGUGUAUACGUUGACCACCGCUGGAUGGGAUGGUUUUAAACUGUUGUUGCCAAUCUACUUAGAUCACUUAUUGAACCCAACUUUGACCGACGAAGCGUGUCUUACUGAAGUAUAUCACAUUGAUGGUGAAGGUAAGGAAAAAGGUGUAGUAUUCCUGGAAAUGCAAGGUAUCGAGAGUCAAUCCUGGUUCAUCAGUCUCUUAAAUAUGCAAAGGCAAAUGUAUCCAGAAUGGUCGGGUUAUUCUUCAGAAACUGGAGGGCUUAUGAGCGAGUUAAGAAAGUUAACAAAUGAUCAAAUUAAGGACUUCCACAAACAAAUGUAUAGACCUGAUAACUUGUGUGUCAUUAUUACCGGUACCGUAGACGAAACUGAGUUGUUGAAUGUCAUGGGAAAGUUUGACGACGAGCUUCCUUCACUUGAAGAAAAUGUCAACAGAAAAAGACCAUUUGUUGAUAGCCCAUCUAUCCCAACCCUUGAGCAAACUAUUGUCAAAGAAGUAGAAUUCCCUGACGAUGAUGAAUCGAUGGGUGAAAUUUUCAUAGCUUGGAUUGGGGCUAAUUGUGAUGACAUACUUAUCGCUACUGCAAUCGACCAGGUUGGAGCUUAUUUCACAGAUAGUGCCAUCUCUCUUUUCAAUAAGAAGCUUGUUGAAAUUGAAUCGCCGUAUGCCACUGAUAUUGAUUACAGUACAGAUGAGUACAUUAAUAUAGCUUUUACUUUUUCGUUGAACGGAGUACCUACUGAAAAGCUAAAAGAAGUUGACUUGAAAUUAAAAGAAUUGAUUCAAGAGCAAUGCAAGCCCGAAAAUAUUGAUUUGGAGUAUAUGCGCCAACUUAUUAAUCAACAAAAAUUAAAAUUUGUAAGUUAUGUUGAAAAUUCUUCGACAAGACUCUCAAAUAUAGCAAUUUCUGAAUUCAUAUACGGAGAUCCGAAAGAUGCUAGUACAUUGGCUCGCUGGACUCAAAACCUUACGGAAUACGAAGAACUUUUGACUUGGGAUGCAAAACAAUGGAGUGAAUUGAUUUCAAAAUGGUUUGUUGAAAAUAAAUCUGUUAGUAUAUUAGGGAGACCAUCUGUCAAGUUACAAAAGGCAUUGAAGAAGGAAAAAAAGGAAAUCUCCAGAGGUAUAAAGGAGAAAUAUGGUAAGGAAGGCUUGGAAAAAUUAGCUGAAAAUUUGAAGAAAGCUGAAGAGAUUAACGAUAGACCUAUUCCUGAUGACUUAUUACUUCAAUUUGAAACACCUGAUCCAUCUAAAAUUCAAUUCAUUGAAACGACUAGUUACAAAGCUGGUAAAAACCACGAAGUUGAAUAUGACAGCGUUGCUCAGAAUUCUGAAUUUAGUGCUUCAUUGGAAAAAGAUGGGUCAUUGAAAUCUCCAUUAUUCUUUCAUUUUGAGAAUUACAAAUCUCAAUUUACUUCAAUUAACAUAGUUAUGUCUUCAGCUGUUGUUUCGCCUGAGCUUUUGAGGUAUUGCUCAAUCUUUGAAGAAAUUUUCUCGUUACCAAUUCAGGAUGGUGAAAAGGUCAUCCCGUACGAAGAUGUCAUUCAGCAAUUAAACGAGGAUUUGCUCGAUCAUGGCUUCUUCCCUGGUUACCAGGGCCGCUAUGAGUUGUUGAAUAUCAAGAUGAAGUUUGAAGCGUCCAAGUAUUCCAAGGCAAUAGAUUGGUUGAGUAAAAUUAUUAAUCAUUCUAUAUUUGAUUUGAAAAGAGUUAAAAUCAUAGUUGAAAAGAUUAUAAAUUCAAAUCCUGAUAAAAAGAGAAAUGAAGAAUCCAUGAUGAACAGUGCUAGAGAUAGAACUAUCUACACUGAAAAAUCUGUAAAAAAAGCUCAAGACUUCAUAUAUACUGAAACUUUCUACAAGGAAUUGUUAGAAAAGAUUGAAAAUGAUGAAUUCGAAGAAAUUAGUAAGGAUCUAGCAACUUUUAGAAAUCAAUUGUUUAAUGUUGAUAAUAUGAAAGUAUUCCUUGUGGGUAAUUGUGAAGUAUUGCAAAACCCUAUUUCUUCUUGGGAUAAUUUCAUCAAGGAAACAAAUGAAAGGGUCUCCAGCAACGGAGACCUUAGUUCAAGUAUUUCUGCUUUGCCACGUUCUUUUGAAUAUAAGUCCAAAAUAGGUGAAGAAGGUUGCAAAUAUGCUCAUUUAGUCACUACUCCUGCCACAGAAACUUCACAUUUGAUUGCAAGUACUAGCAUCUCCACGAAUUACUUAGACGAAGAUAUUAACAAGAUAGCUUUGGCCUGUGAAGUAUUUUGUGCAGUUGAAGGUCCAUUUUGGAGAGGUAUUAGAGGAACUGGGCUAGCAUAUGGGGUUAGCAUUCGCCGUAGUUUGGAAACUGGGUAUCUAAAUUUUGUGAUUUACAGAGGUUCAGAUGCUGAAAAGACUUGGCUUGUUGCUAGAGAUAUUAUCAAUGAAUUUGCUGAAGGAAAGAAAUUAUUUGAUGAUAUUACUAUUGAAAACUCUAUUGCAUCUAUUGUAAACGAAUGCGCCAAUCAGGAGUCAAAUGCUUAUGAUGCUGCUAAUAACAAAAUCAAUGAUAACAUCAUUAGAAAAAGAGGGCCAAAUUAUUCAUCUAAAUUUUUACACCAAUUGAGACAGAUAACAUCGGAAGAUCUUGUGAAUAUAACAAAGAAAUAUUUCCAGCCAUUAUUCAACAGCAAAACUUCUCUCGUUUUCAGCUGUAUCCCCGAAUCUAAUGUCGAUUCAUUUGAGAAGUUCUUGAUUGAACAAGGUUUUGAUGUAACAGUGGAAAAGGUAAAUGCUGAAGGUAGCAACUCAGAUGCUGAAGAGGAAGAUAGCUGCUGCAGUGGAAGUGAAACUGAGUCAGGAAGUAGUGGUGAAAGUGAUGAUGAUGACGAUAGUGAAGAAGAAGAGACUGGAAGUGAAAAUGAAAGUGAAGAGGAGGAUUAG